Salarias fasciatus (jewelled blenny) is the source of this 7005-nucleotide messenger RNA. RefSeq names its product AT-rich interactive domain 2 (gene arid2). The transcript has 21 exons. Lineage: Eukaryota; Metazoa; Chordata; Actinopteri; Blenniiformes; Blenniidae. The coding region runs from base 421 to 5397 and encodes 1658 amino acids. Gene Ontology annotation, molecular function: DNA binding. The record is from RefSeq and is a predicted model, not a curated record. Gene Ontology annotation, biological process: regulation of DNA-templated transcription. Gene Ontology annotation, cellular component: SWI/SNF superfamily-type complex.
GCAGGCCGGGGCUCCGCGGCCUUCACGUCUUUUUGUCUGAGAACUGGAUCCUCUGCCGCUCUACAGUGUGUGCGAUAGCCUCGGAGCUGCGUCCGUAACACACUGUCAAACCACUCCAAACGAAUACAACCGCGACCAAAAGCAUUAAUUCAACACCUUCGGCCAUGGCGCGGCCGAGCUGCCGGUAAAUCGGUCGUAUUUGCGACUGUUCGCGGGAACUUAGUGCGGGCUCUGAUCGGGGCUCGCUUUCUGUGUGCAUCAGUCUUUAUUAGCGAGCUGCCGCUCUUCUUGCUAUCAGCGAUUUCUUUAACUUUUUAAACACUCAGCUCGGCGGAUGACUGAGCGCCGGCGGAGUAUGGGAUCCUUGGUGUCUUAGGAAGCGACUGAAGUGGGCUUUAACCGUUUUUGCAUGCAAAAACAAUGGCAAAUUCGACGGGGAAAAAUCUACUAGAUCAGCGGAGGAAAGGACAGGCUUUCCUGGACGAGCUGCGGCAAUUUCACCAAAGCAGAGGAUCGCCGUUCAGGAAGAUUCCUAUCGUGGGUGGGAAAGAGCUGGAUCUGAAUGCUCUCUACAUCAGAGUCGUCUCUUUAGGUGGAUUUGCUAAGGUCUCCGACAAAAACCAAUGGAUUGAACUUGGAGAGGAGUUUAACUUUCCCAAGAGUUGUUCCAACGCUGCAUUUGCUUUAAAACAGUACUACCUGCGAUACCUGGAGAAGUAUGAGAAAGUCCACCACUUCGGCGAGGAUGAUGAAGAAGCGCAGCCGGGGAACCCCAAAGCCUCUCUUCCAAUCGGUGCAAUUCCUAACUCUUAUAACUACCAGCAACACGUUGUAUCAGACUAUCUUCGCCAAAGCUAUGGACUGUCUACGGACUUCGUUGCGCCGUGCGACUACAACAAACUGGUGCUGUCUCUCCUCUCGGGCCUCCCCAACGAAGUGGACUUUGCCGUCAACGUUUGCACUCUGCUUUCCAACGAGAGCAAGCACGCCAUGCAGCUGGACAAGGACCCCAAACUGGUCACGUUGCUGCUGGCGCACGCCGGCGUCUUCGACGACUCACUAGGCAGCUUCUCCGGGGUGUUCGGGAUGGACUGGAAGGAGAAAACCUCUCGGGACUUUGUCAGGUUCUGGAAAGAGGUGGUGGAGGACGCCGAAGUCAGGGAGCUCAUCUGGGACAAGAGCAGCCCGGCACAAGAUGGUACGUCGUGUGAGAGGCGCUGGCAGAGCAUCUUCCACCCGCCGCGGAACCCGGGCAUCAGCGACAUGGAGGCCCAGCGGGUGCUGCAGAUCGCCGUCAUCCUGCGGAACCUCUCCUUCGAGGAGGCCAACGUCAAGCUGCUAGCGGCCAACCGAACGUGCCUGCGCUUCCUCCUGCUCUGUGCCCACUGUAACCUCAUCUCACUCCGACAGCUCGGCCUCGACACGCUGGGCAACGUGGCUGCCGAGCUCCAGCUGGAUCCUGUCGACUUUCGGACGACACAUCUGAUAUUUCACACCAUUACCAAAUGCUUGAUGUCCAGGGACCGGUUCCUGAAGAUGAGAGCCAUGGAGAUCCUGGGUAACCUCAGUAAAGUGGAGGACAAUGGCAUGCUAAUCUGCGAGUACGUGGACCAGGACUCGUACCGGGAGGUCAUGAUGCUCCUCACCCUGCCUGACCUCAUGUUACUCAUGGCCUCCUUGGAGGUGCUUUACCUGCUGGCCCAGCUGGGGGAGAUUCCCUGUGGCAAAAUAGCCUCCGUGGACCACAGCAUAGACCUCCUGGUGCGGUUAGUCUCUGUUGACCUGCACACGUUCGGACCCGACGCCCUCACGGCCGUGCGGUUGAUCGAGCAUCAGGCCAACGCCGACCAGGCGGCGGAGGUCCGGCCGCAGCUGGUGGAGCAGGUGCCUGCAGUCAUGCAGGGCACGCCGGCACCGGUAACGAGGGUCCCAGUUCAAUCUGCUCAGCCUCCUCCCGGCAUCGUGGAACUGGACGGGGAGAAAUUCACACUGCAGUGGUUAAAUGCACACUUCGAGACCCACCCCGAGGGCACGGUGUCUCGAUCAGAAAUGUACUCUGAGUACCUGGCCACGUGCAGCAAAAUGGGACGGAGCAACAUCUUGAAUUCUACUGGCUUCCUCAAAUGUCUGCGAACCGUGUUCCCCAACCACACGAUGCGGCGGCAGGACGAGCAGAAGGCCAGCAGCCAGGUCCACAUCCUCCUGGUAGGCCUGCGGCGGAGGUCCAUCCCCCUUCCCAUCCAGUUGUACUACCAGCAGCCUCAGCAGAACCCGGCAGCAGCGCCUCCGCCUCCAGCAGCUCGGCACGACGUACCUGGAGACCCUCAGGCCCCUCCUCCAGGCUUACCCCCCGGGCACCCCGGUCUUGGACCUCAGUUCGUCCGGUCUGCGGGCUCCGGCGUCUCGUCCCCCUCACUGACUGCACAGGAGCCUCCUCACGUCGGCCACCAGACUGUUCCCCGUCAUCCGGUGCCUCCGCAGGUGUCUCCGCAGUUACCCCCAAAUCCUCUGGCAGCAGCGCAGCAGCAGCAGGUCCGACCUGGUCCGACAGUCCAGAUUCCGCCGUCGGCUCCGGCCACGCAGAACCACAGCCCUCAGAACCCGGCGGCCCCGCAGCAGCAGCAGCACUCCCCCAUGCUCCCCACAGGGACGCCUGUCACGCUAUUUCAGCAGGUACCGCAGGGCCACAUCCUCACCGCCAGGGUGCAAGGCGUGUGCCCCCCCCUCACCCAGCACCCGCCCCUGCCUCAAACCCCGCCUCUGUCCGGAGCCGGCCAGGCGGAGUCCGCGCCGUCCUCCUCCACCCAGGCGCCCAACUCCCAGGCGUCGCGCGUCACCUUUCAGAACAUCGCCCCCAAGCCAGCGCCAAGCCAGCCUGGACCAGCAGCCACGAUAGCGCCGACCAACCAGCAGCCUCAGCAGGCGCAGAGCGUAGUAAUAGUCGGUCCCAACCCCCAGCAGAGCCCCGCCUACUCCCCCGCCAUACACCAGAUCGUUCUCGCCAACCCUUCCGCCAUCCCGGGCGCCCAGACUAUCCAGAUAGCGGGGCAGCCCGGGGCCGCUUCCAGCCCCUGCCCGCCUCCUUCCUCCCACCCCAGCACGCAGGUCCAGCCCAAUCAGACUGUCAGCCACGCACUGUCCAUCAAACGGCACCAACAGCAGCACCAACAGCCGCCGCCCCUGCAGAUCCUGUCCCAGCCGCCCCCCUCUCAGCCUACCUCCACCGAGUCCAGCUUGAUCAAACAGCUACUGCUUCCAAAGCGAGGGCCUUUAACGCCGGGGGGGAAGCUCAUCCUGCCCGCCCCCCAGGUGCCCCCUCCCAACAACACGAUAGCCCAGAGUCCGCAGGUCAUCUACCAGGCGGGCUACGCCAACCAGAGCCCCUCCCCUCAGCCCCCGCAGCUAAACGUGCAGCUGGUGCCGGGCCAGCUGCCGGCGGCCGCCGCGCCGGGCCUCCAGACGGUCCAGCUCCUGCCGGGCCAGCUCAUCUCCACCGGCAGCCCGGGGGGGGCCACCAUCAUCCAGAGCCCCGUGGCGUCAGGACAGGUCACCUUCACCGUGGUCCCCAACACCGGCUUCACCACCUCCGCCGCCGCCGUCGGCCCGGGAGCCGCGUCUCCUGCAUUCUCUACUGGAACUGUACCCCACCACGCCCCCCCAGCCCCGCCUCCCCCUCCCCCUCCCCCGCCGCCGCCGCCUCCUCCUCCACCACUGCCAGCUCCCCUCAGAGGAGACAAGAUCAUCUGUCAAAAGGAGGAGGAGGCCAAGGACGCCACGGGGCUGCACAUCCACGAGAGGAAGAUCGAGGUGAUGGAGAACUCCUCCUUGGCCGGCGGGGAUUCCUCCGGCGUCAAAACGAGUAACGGCGACGUCGCGGCGGGCGACAAGCUGCUAAACGGUCGGAAGUGCAUGGAGUCUAAUCUACCUCCAUACCACUCAGGGAACAGCCAGGGAGCGCUCAACGGCCCGGCCCCGGAGAGCCGCCCUGCUAACGGGAGGCAGGCCCUCUCUCCAGGCGCCAGCGCCCCGGCGGAGGGCAGCCCCGACCCCAAAAAGACUCUGGUCAACGGGGUGUGCGACUUCGAUCGGGGCGACGGCGGCGGGAACUUUAACAAAAACAUUCCAAAUCACAUUGCUUCCAAACAGUUCUUGGGGAACGGCGAGGUGGGCCCCUCCGAGAAGAGCCACAGCCUCGACCCUCCCCUCCCUCCUCCCCCCCAGCAGGACACUGCCAAAGCCCAGCAGGCCGAGCGCCUGGCCAACGGACCCCCGGCGCAAGGCAGCAGGCCUCCCUCGGAAUUAUCCAACGGACCUUUGGGGCCGGGCCACGCCACGCCGGUGCUGAGACAGCAACUGCUCCCCAACUCCCCCUGCCCCCCUCCCGCCGCCGCCGCCACUGUUACCUCCCAGAGUCCCGCCGCCCCUCCGGCCAACGGGGUCGCCCCCGAGGCCCGGGGCUUCAAGAGGCCGGCCGAGAGCGAGGAGCGCAGCUCGGCGGCGGCGUCCUCGGGGAUCCCCAACAAAGUGGGCGUGCGGAUCAUCACCAUCAGCGACCCCAACAACGCCGGCAGCAGCGCCACCAUGGUGGCGGUGCCGGCGGGAACAGACCCAAGCACAGUAGCCAAAGUAGCAAUAGAGAACGCCACUCAGCAGAGGAACUGCUCACCCACACAGGCAGCUGGCACAACGCCCACGGUUACCCCGUCCCCGCCCCCCGCCUCCCAGCCGGCGCCGGCGGGGAGCCACAGCCCUCACCUCCCAGCACAGCAGACCUCCACGGCGGCUCCGGAGCCGAGCAGGAAAGCAGGGCAGAACUUCAAGUGUCUGUGGCAGUCGUGCAAACGGUGGUUCGAGACGCCGUCUCAGGUGUUCUACCACGCGGCGACGCAGCACGGAGGGAAGGACGUGUACGGAGGCCAGUGUCAGUGGGAGGGCUGCGAGCCGUUCCCCCGGCAGAGACUCUCCUUCAUCACACAUCUACAGGAUAAGCACUGUUCUCGAGAGGCUUUGCUGGCUGGACUCAAGCUGGAGGAGCAGCAGGCACAAAGUCCCAAUCAGACUUCUUCCCAGACGCCGCCAGCGGCAGGCAGCACUCCGGCACCGCGAGCACCGAAAGCAAUCGUCAAUCAUCCAAGCGCAGCUCUCAUGGCCCUCCGCAGAGGCUCUCGAAACCUGGUCUUCAGGGACUUCACCGACGAGAAAGAAGGACCAGUGACCAAACACAUAAGACUAACUGCUGCCUUAACGUUAAAGAACGUCGCCAAGCACUCGGACUGCGGUCGCAUGUUGGUAAAGCGGCAUGAGACGCACCUCUCCGUGCUGGCGCUCAGUAACAUGGAGGUCUCCACCACGCUCGCCAAAUGCCUUUACGAACUGACACGCUCGCUCCAGGCCUAACGCCAAACGGACAAGCUGGAGAGACCGCGCUCUCCCCCCCCUUCCUCCCCGUCCCUCUCGUGGGCGGAGCCAGCCGCCGGUGCAGCCGCGGCGGGUCGGCAGCGGGGGCGAGGAACCAAGGACGUCUGAGCCCGCUCCCGUCCCCCGCCGACCUCCUCGCCAACCUGUGUUCAAACCCCCGACGCUCCUCCAUCAACACGCAGGAGAAGAUCAGAAAAAAAAAAAAAAACACACAAACUGCCAUGGGGUCUUCCACCAGCUGCCCACCAGGGGGAGCUCUGAGACUGCUUCCCUGAGGGACUCCACCAACGAGACCCCGAACGAGCACAUUUCCUCUGUUGUUCUUGUUUUUUUGUUUUGUUUUUUUUGUAGUCUUCUUCUGUUUGUUUCCUUGGAGUCCCGUGAAGCGGCGCGUGAGUGGCGGUCGACUGAAGCAUCCGGGUGGGCGGGGCCGCCGAUGGCGUCCCACGGGAUCGGGCAGAGGACGGCUCGGCCGGCAACUGGCAGAGAGAGAGUUUUUUUUUUUUUUUUUUUUUUUUUCUUUAGAAACUUGGUAGCUUGGUUUUCUUACUUGAGUCAAUAUAUUUUCACUUAUUUAUUAUUGAAAUGAAUACCAUUACAAUUAAUAAAAAAAAAAAAGAAUCCUGUAAAUAUGUUGUGAAUAUAUAUAUAAAGAAGAUCCUCUUUCAUGCCGAUGCAGCCACUGGAGAACUCACUCUGUGGAGUCAUAGAAGCAUUACUUUGGCAGGAUUGAAUAAACUAGUCUGUUUUUUUCUUUGUGUUUUGGUUUUGUUUGUUUUUUUGUUUUUUUUUUUUUUGCUUUUCUAUGAUCCCUGGUCACUUGUAUCUAAUGUGAUUCUAUACUCAGCAGUGGAUGAAUGUACUUAAAAACCUGUAAAUAAUUCUGCAAAGGUACUGAUGCUGUAAAGCUUAGGGAGGGGGAAAACAGUUUUUUGUGGAACUGUGACAUUUUUUGUAUUAUAAUACCUUGUAGAACUCAUUUUGCUGGCUGAAAGAGUAUGGAAUAAUAUAUCAUGUCAUUUUGUAGAAGAAAAAAAAAAUAUUGAAGGUAUUCUCUUCCCCUUCCUCUUUCCCGCGCACAUCCUCUCUCCUCCCCCCCCCCCCCCCCCCUUCAACACGCACACACACAACACACACACGAGUAACAUAUAUCCACUGUAAGCGUUUUGUCAUUGUACGGGCACAGUGCGCGUACCAAAAUUUUUUUGUAUUUGUAAAUUGGUUUAAAUACAUGGAGUUUUUAUACAGGUUUUCUCCUGUGUUCUUUGCUUUACGUGCAGGUAUGAUAUUUUCUUCACUACUUUUUUCUAUCUUAAUAUAGUGUGGAGUUUUAUUGUACUAUUUUUUCAUUCUUAAUACCAUGCCACAUUCCGGCUCACGUCCUCAGACUGUCCUCUCUACUGUGUGUUGUGUAACAUUUAUGACUGCCUGUCGUAUUAGCAUCUGACCGGGGGCGACCCAACCAUCCUCAUUUCUGCGGUGUCAGUAGGAUGUGUGACUAUACAUAGAUCUAACAGUCUGUUAGAGAUUGGCUUUAUUUACUUUGGUGACUGUUUAUAGUUUUUAAAUAAAACACUGAACAUUUUG